AUGCCUGAAAUUACCCGGGCCGAAUCCUCACGGGCCGCUCACGUUGCGGGGCAGAGACAGCGCUCUGAUCGUCCAGGAGGAAGCGACGACGCAGAACCCGACAGCGAGAGCUCCAGCGAGGAGGAUGGAUCCGAGGAUGAGGAAGACGAGGAAGGAGAAGAGGAGGACGAGGAGAGUGGCGAGGAAAGCAGUUCUCAAGUCUCAACUAUUCGGACUCGGUCAGGCAUCACCUAUGACUUGACGAAUCUCGACACCGAGUCUGGAGCCAAGGCCUUACUUGGCUUGACUGGUCAUUUUGAGGUGGUCAAUUGCGGCACUUCCUCUACUGGCUAUUCAUUCCAACUGCUUGAUCGGCCUCGUGUGCACAUCGGGCCCGGAAAGUCUCCAACCUGCACUUGCACGACUUUUCAAAGUCACCCGAAUGUGGCCUGUCACCAUAUCUUUGUGAGUCAACCCCGCUUAAGGGAGGGAGAUGCCCGUUCCAGGUCGAGCAGUAAAUCGAACGUUGGUACUGACGUGUGCAAAACUUUGCAGUGGCUUCUCGAUCAACUCCAUAGCUGCUUCUUCGCGGACCCUGCCUCAACGGAACUAGCACUGUCUCACGAUGGACGUCCGAGUAUGCAUCCACAGAUCGAAGAGCUUCUCAGCGGUAAGUUCGAAGCAGUGGCAGAUCGACUGAACUGGCCCUGCCUUCGCGCCGAGGGAGAUGAACGCAGGACCGGCAUGACUCGGGCUGAAAAGGUCCGAGAUGUUCUUUCUGCCUUCAGUCCCAAAGUCUUGCCCGAAGAUUUUCGUCGUGACUUGGUUGAAACUACGGCCCAGUCACGCACGCCCGAACAGUGCGUGGUGCAGGGCGAUCUGGAGGCGACUAUCUUUCGCCUUGCCGUGCACGAUGACAGCGUCUUUACCAGCAUCUGCAAAGCCAUGCCCUCUGGUGCCUGUGCGGUCAUCUACUUCGAUAAAAUACAGGAGCAAUUGCGUCGUCUCCUAGCCGACUUCGAUAGAUACUGCACAACGGGGGAGACCACGGCAGAAAGUGUGAGUCCUGGCCGGGGUCUGUUCGAGGUCGACGAGGUGGUGCAGCAGCUCCGUCGCUCUGUGUCUCUGAUUCAUGCCAAUAUCGCACUCCGUGCCCCGUACGGAUCAGAGGGUGCUGCUAAAGCUCUUGUCUUUAUUCUCGAGGCCGUGGCCGCACGCAACAAGGAUGCAUUGGAAGGAAAUACUUGGGGUAGGGCCUCUUUUCAUGGAGAGGAUGAGGAUCAACGUAACCUGUACCAUAUUCUUAUUGGAUCUGACGAUAUGGAUUUGGAAACUGAUUCUGAACUCUUCGUUCUUGAUGCCCUCAAUGCCCUUCCUCCCGCGGAACUCACCUUGCAUCUUCCCAAGCUGCUUGAGAUUCGCAGCAAAAUUGAAGUCAAUCGCGCGCCCAAGCAAUACCUCAUUCGCCUGGGAGCCCUCAUCCGAGUUGUGGAAGCGGCGAGCGCCGCAUCGUCAUCCGGAAUGGGCCAGAUGGGUUCCGGACAGAAGCGACCUGCGGCUAGCAAUCCAUACACAUACUCGAAACGAAGUCGCUAG
Penicillium diatomitis is the source of this 1575-nucleotide messenger RNA. RefSeq lists its product as uncharacterized. Gene Ontology annotation, molecular function: zinc ion binding. The coding region runs from base 1 to 1575 and encodes 524 amino acids. The transcript has a single exon. Lineage: Eukaryota; Fungi; Ascomycota; Eurotiomycetes; Eurotiales; Aspergillaceae. The record is from RefSeq and is a predicted model, not a curated record.